GGCGCAGGUGAUACUGGGGGGGAAGGCGGGGAGCUGGCGUUCACCCCCCGGGAGCUGAGGGUGGGGGCGGGGGAGACGAUCGAGUUCAAGAACGGGAAGGCGUUCCCGCACAACGUGGUGUUCGAGGAGGAUGAGGUGCCGAGCGGGGUGGACGCUUCGAAGAUCUCGAUGAGCGAGGAGGAUCUGCUCAACGGGCCCGGGGAUACCUUCAAGGUCACCUUGACCGAGAAGGGCACUUAUUCCUACUACUGUUCGCCUCAUCAGGGAGCCGGAAUGGUUGGCAAGAUCAUCGUUGAAUGA
This is a messenger RNA of Cuscuta epithymum, 300 nucleotides long. Lineage: Eukaryota; Viridiplantae; Streptophyta; Magnoliopsida; Solanales; Convolvulaceae. The record is from the annotation of a GenBank genome assembly.